GUUUUAAUAAAAAACUAAAUAUUCUCUUGAAAACAAUUAUAGGUAACGAAAAAAUAGAAAAAGAUGAAAAACAAGUGACAAAAUGCCUAAAGUUACAUUGAAAUGUUCAAUGAUGCUGAUAACAUUUUUGAGUGAUAACUGAUAGUAUUAAUGAUAGCAUUUUUAGUGAUAACGUGGCAUAAAAUUAGAACUGUUCUUUACGUAAAGUUGCGUUCUUUAAAAACAAAAAAAAAUUCUUAUAUUAACUUAGGAAAAACGUAAAAAAAAGAAUACUAGGACUCAGUACAUUUCCUGUUGUGUUUUGCCAUGGCGGAAAUAUUUUCUACAUAUAACCGCGAUAAAUUAUUGUAAUGUGCGCAUAUAGCUAAGUAGACGCAAAUAAUUAUGCAAUAUGCAGUCAAAACCAGCUGCAGCAUGUGGAGACUCAUAUCGUAUUGGCCUUAGUGAUGAUGAGAAAAACACAAUAUUAUAUAAACACAACGAACUAAGAGGAAAAGUCGCAUCAGGCCACGAAGAUAGAGGAAAACCUGGUCCACAACCUGCGGCAGUUAGCAUGCCAGACUUGGUAAGCCAUAAUGAAUUAUACAUUGUUAUAUAGUAAAUUUAAAUGUAUAAUAAACAAAAAACAUUAAAUAAA
Wasmannia auropunctata (little fire ant) is the source of this 637-nucleotide messenger RNA. Its product is annotated as venom allergen 3-like. The transcript has 2 exons. Bases 392 to 598 code for a protein of 68 amino acids. Lineage: Eukaryota; Metazoa; Arthropoda; Insecta; Hymenoptera; Formicidae. The record is from RefSeq and is a predicted model, not a curated record.